AUGUCUCUUGUGACAAAAGCAAUCCGGGAAAGUGCAUCAGAAAUUUAUUAUGGUGAUGCAAUUUGUCAAGAAAAAUCAAGGGAAUUACUAGCAGAAAUGGGACUACCCAAUGGUCUUUUGCCUCUAGAAGACAUUGUGGAAUGUGGGUAUGUCAAAGACACCGGUUUUGUGUGGCUUAUACAAAAGAAAGAGAAGAAACACAAGUUUGAAAAGAUCGGGAAGGUUACCGCGUAUGAAAAAGAGGUAACCGCAUACAUAGAGAAGUUCAAGAUUAAGAAACUCACGGGUGUUAAGUCUAAGGAGCUUUUGAUGUGGAUCGCACCAAGUGAGAUAAGUGUUGACAAUCCACCCACGGGAAAGAUAAAUUUUAAGGCCGCUUCGGGCCUUCAAAGAUCUUUUCCGGUGUCGGCUUUUCAACUUGAUGAUGUGAAGAAAGAUGUUGGAGGUGCGAGUGUGGCUAAGGAUGCCCAAGUGAAGGAGGUUUGA
Messenger RNA from Helianthus annuus (common sunflower), 486 nucleotides. RefSeq lists its product as uncharacterized. The record is from RefSeq and is a predicted model, not a curated record. The coding region runs from base 1 to 486 and encodes 161 amino acids. Lineage: Eukaryota; Viridiplantae; Streptophyta; Magnoliopsida; Asterales; Asteraceae. The transcript has a single exon.